GUUACUGUUGAGAGACGAAAGCAACGUGACUCUGAGAAUCUCUUUCACAGGCAGCGUCUCUGAAGAUCCACUCCUCUGUAUCCAUUGCAGCGAAGUAUUUUCAACCACUGCACUGAACAUGGAAGCUGACAAUUGGGGUGUGGCGGGAUCUGAAACAGAUGUCAUGACAUCCAGCAAUAAGUCACCUGAAGUUAAUAGCUGGACAGAUGUUAGAGAUGAUGAGAUUAUGCAGCAACAAUAUUCCAUUCGUGACGAGGAAGCUAAAAAAACUCCAUUUGUUGGUGACAAGGAGCUGCUUUCCUCAUUAGCUGCUGAGUACGAAUCUGGAAAUCCAAUUUUACUGGAAAAAGUCAAGAUCCUGGCUGAACAAUAUGAUGCAAUUAGGCGAACUCGUGGAGAUGGGAAUUGCUUCUUCCGUGGCUUCAUGUUUGCUUACCUGGAGCAUAUUAUGGAAUCACAAGACCAUGAUGAAGUUGCGCGCAUCACUGCAAAGAUAGAGGAAUCUAGAAAGAAACUUAUCAGCUUGGGCUAUAUCGACUUUACAUUUGAAGAUUAUUUGACGGUAACUCUCGAACUACUUCAAAGUGUGAUUUCUGGGAAUGAAGCUUCCAUAAGCCACGAUGAACUACUACAGAAAAGUCGAGAUCCGGUCAUAUCUGAUUCUGUUGUAAUGUUCUUCAGAUUCAUCACCUCCGGAGAACUGAAAACACGCUCGGACUUCUACGAACCAUUUGUUCAAGGAUUAACAAGUACCUCUGUACAGCAGUUCUGCAAGUCUUCAGUGGAGCCAAUGGGCGAAGAGAGCGAUCAUGUUCACAUUACUGCAUUAUCCGAUGCAUUGGGCAUCCCGAUGCGCAUAGUAUAUCUUGACAGAAGCUGCGACGAUAAAGGCAAUGCUGUGGUAAACCAUCAUGACUUCACUCCUGUCGUCGGCGGCGACGAGUCUGAUUCUACCAAUGCUGAUAGCGGUGGUGGCGCCACCGGGGAGGUGGUCAAGCCAUUCAUCACCUUGCUGUACCGACCUGGCCAUUACGACAUUCUCUAUCCGAAGUGACUUGUUUUCGGAUGGAAAAGUUGGUUCGUUCCAUUUCUUGGGACGACGCUGAUGACUGAACCUUCGAGGUAUGUUGCUCGAUUCUUCUUUACUUUGGCCUCGUCGUUAAAAAGUAAAAUUUGGGGACCUAAGAUAGAAGUUUGUGCACAGUUUGCGUAAUCGUAGUCGAAGUAAACUUCAGAGUUGUGGCGUUUUUUUGAAUAUGAAGAUAAAACUUUACGUAAUAUCAACAGCCCUGCUCUAUAGCUUGCAAAAUUAGGGUGCGUUUGUGUGGUGUUUUACACUUUUUACUUUUUACAUCAAUUAGGUCAGGAGUCUGUAAGUAAGUAGUUAUGAUAUAUUUGUAGAUUAUGUGUAAUGUUGAAAGAUAUAAAUUUUAAAAGAUUAUAAAAGUUAUUUGAUUAAAAUGAAAAGUACAUUCAAAUAAAAUAAAUAUAAAUUUGAUGGGACAAACAAAAUUUUAUUUUUUUUUAUAAAGAUUUAUAGUAAAGAAUUAAAAUUUAAAUUAUUAUUUCUAUUUGUUAGCUCCUGCUUGAUUAGUUGAGAUUAUUAAAUAAUACUCCCUUCGUCUGUACUAUUUGGAGUUGAAAUUUAGUAUUUGGAAUGAAAUACGAGUUUUAAAAUUUUAAACAUUCAGUCGGAUUAUAAGUUUAAUAAACGAGUCCAUCCCAAACCUUAUUAAAUUAAUAUUUUUAAAAAUUAAUAUUACAUGUUUAUUAAGGUUAAGUUUCUUUUGAUAGUUUUGAGAAAGUUUUGGUUUGAGUUUGAUAUUAAAAUAAUAUUUUAUGAGAUAAAAAAAAUAUAUAUAUAUUUUUUAAACGUAGAAUCAUGCUUUGAAUAAAUCUCACACUUUGGUCAAAUUUAAUACUUCCUCCGUCCCAUCAAGUAGUUUUAAAAAUAUUAGUAUUAUA
Molecule: messenger RNA, 1965 nt
Organism: Andrographis paniculata
Lineage: Eukaryota; Viridiplantae; Streptophyta; Magnoliopsida; Lamiales; Acanthaceae
Product: OVARIAN TUMOR DOMAIN-containing deubiquitinating enzyme 1-like
Exons: 9
Coding region: 119-1054 (311 amino acids)
Biological process (GO): protein K48-linked deubiquitination
Cellular component (GO): nucleus
Molecular function (GO): ubiquitin binding; cysteine-type deubiquitinase activity
Source: RefSeq, a predicted model, not a curated record